This is a messenger RNA of Microsporum canis CBS 113480, 702 nucleotides long. Its product is annotated as secretory component protein SHR3. Gene Ontology annotation, cellular component: endoplasmic reticulum membrane. The record is from RefSeq and is a predicted model, not a curated record. NCBI's taxonomy places the organism in Eukaryota, Fungi, Ascomycota, Eurotiomycetes, Onygenales, Arthrodermataceae. Gene Ontology annotation, biological process: endoplasmic reticulum to Golgi vesicle-mediated transport. The transcript is spliced from 2 exons. The coding region runs from base 1 to 702 and encodes 233 amino acids.
AUGGCUCUCACUAGUGGUUCCUUCGCGGCGUUUCUCAUCGUCUGCCCAACAUGCUUCUUCCUCGGAAUUAUAUUCUCUCUUUUCCCCUACGACUAUCCUUUAUUAUGGUCGGCCGCACCAACCCCACCUUCUCAUUACGACUACCUUGAAGCCCAUUUGCGCUUCCUUCAUAGCUCUCCGCCGCUGAUCCCACGUAUCCUCCAUAUCGUCAUUGCUGUUGGCCUUUUAGGCCUGAUCAUGAAAUUAUACAAACCGACUGAAUCCAACAUGCUCUUUGACGGCGCCAGCUUGGUCCUGUACAUGUGCGGUAUCACCGUCUAUAUUGCCAACAUCGUCAAGGGUCUCCGUAUUGUUACUGAUGGCGACUAUGGAGCGACCGCUGCAGCAGAUGCUGCUGCCGCCGCCGCCGCCGCAGUGGCCUCGGGUGAGAGUGAAGACGAUGUGGGGAGUGUUCCGCAAGUUCUUGGUCGCGAGGAUAGUAUGAAAGUGCUUGCAGCAAGCAACACCAUCUUGGCAUUGGUCUUGAUUGGCGUUUUGGUACUUCAAGCCGGCCAGUGGUAUGCUGAUAGGAAAUCCCAGCAAGAAGCCGAAUUGAUCAAGAAGAGAGAAGAAGAAAGCGCAGAGAGAGAGAAAGCUGGCAAGGACUCGCCCAAGGCUACAAAACGAAGUAGCACUUCUGCAGCCAACAAGAAAAAGCAAUGA